ACCGAUCGAAUUGAACGCAAAAACACUUCCUCCAGGUCACCGCUAUAAAACGGAAGGGUGUGUUUUUAGGCUACCAUUCGGUAAUUAGUUUUGGCUUGGGACGGUAUGAUGAAGCUCCUCAUCUGUUUUGGUAUUGGCUUCCUAAGUUUAGCGUGUGCUUCGCCAGUAGCGGAGAAAAAGGCUCUGAGCUUCGAAUCUGAUCCUUUGGGAUACAUCAAGGAAUAUGUUGUGGCUUUUCUCGAUGACUUUCUCAGUAAGGAUAAUCAUGAGUUCUCAGAUGAUGUGAAAGUAUCUAAGAACUCAUACAGAUCAAGCGAAUCAAGUGGCAGAAGCAACGAUGAUUACGAAGACAAGAUGGAAAACUACAUCAAAAGUCAUGAUGUCGAAUUCAAAAUCCCUGCUGUUGGUUCAGUAACUGUUGAAGCCAGGAACUUGGACAGCGAUGAGCUGGAUUUCAAAAUCAACUUCGGAACUGGAGUAGAAGAAGCUCGUAAAUCCAAGCUGAAGAAAAUCUUCAUCCCCAUCCUGGUAUUUGUCCUGCUGAAGGCCAUCACUCUAGUGCCUCUGGCUUUAGGAAUUCUCAGCUUGAAAGCCUGGAAUGCCGUCCAAUUGUCCUUCUUCUCAUUCGUGAUUGCAGUCGGACUUGCCAUUUUCCAAUUGUGCAAGAAAAUUGCAGCUGACGGUGCCGCUCCUCAAAUUGCAGCUCACGAAGCUUGGCCAGCCCAACAAUACUACGCCCGAUCUUUGGACAGUGAUGACGCUCAAAAUUUGGCAUAUUCUGCAUAUACGCAGUAGCACUCUUUGAAUGUAUAGUAGUUUUUAAUAUUUAUUGAAUGUAAUUUAAUGUGCAGUAAAGCUGCUUAAUGAACGUUGUGACCUCAAAAUAAACGCUUUUCGAUUA
This is a messenger RNA of Dendroctonus ponderosae (mountain pine beetle), 901 nucleotides long. RefSeq lists its product as uncharacterized. The transcript has 3 exons. Bases 106 to 795 code for a protein of 229 amino acids. NCBI's taxonomy places the organism in Eukaryota, Metazoa, Arthropoda, Insecta, Coleoptera, Curculionidae. The record is from RefSeq and is a predicted model, not a curated record.